Molecule: messenger RNA, 3394 nt
Organism: Agrilus planipennis (emerald ash borer)
Lineage: Eukaryota; Metazoa; Arthropoda; Insecta; Coleoptera; Buprestidae
Gene: Pak
Product: serine/threonine-protein kinase PAK 3
Exons: 8
Coding region: 1-1698 (565 amino acids)
Biological process (GO): regulation of MAPK cascade; regulation of axonogenesis; protein phosphorylation
Cellular component (GO): cytoplasm
Molecular function (GO): ATP binding; protein serine/threonine kinase activity
Source: RefSeq, a predicted model, not a curated record
AUGUCUUCUGAUGAAGAGAAACCUCCAGCCCCUCCGGUUAGAUUAACAUCAAAUAGAGGAACAGACUUAACUAAUAGUGCCCUGGCAGUAGAUAGACCUUUGCCAAAAGAGCCUGAAGAUGCUGAACGAAAGAAGAAGACUUUAAAAUCCAAAAUUAAAAGCAACAAAUCUACAAUAACUUCUGAUAAACCAAAUAUUUCUUAUCCUACAAAUUUUGAACACACAGUUCAUGUAGGCUUUGAUCCCAUAUCAGGGGAGUUUACGGGCAUGCCUGAAGCAUGGUCUCGAUUGUUGAUGAACUCUAAUAUUAGCAAACAAGAACAAAAGAAAAACCCGCAGGCUGUUUUGGAUGUCCUUAAUUGGUAUGAUAGUAGUUCAAAAGAACCCCCAAAUGCAAAGUACAUGACAAAAACAACAACAACCACUCAUUCAGGGUCUUCUUUGAGCAGGGUUUCCAGUUCCAGCCCCAGCAGUACAACUCCAACUGAUAUUGAAGGAGCGCCGCAGUCUUAUCAUAGCCCUGCUCAUGCUCCAAGUUCCGAAAUCGAAGACGAACCGCCACCACCUCCUAUUGCAAGUCGACCAGAAAAGACUAAAAGUAUUUACACGAAACCAAUCGAAGAUGUUCCGCCCACUACCAACAACACUGUGGGCACACCUGCUCACAGCCCGAGUCCUGUGCAUACAACACCAACUCACGCUGCAAAUGCAAAUUCUCCACCCGGCGCCCCGAUGCUUGACCGAAAUAAAAACCAAGCGGGUUCGGAGAUAUCGCGGGGUGCAUCGGAGAAAAGGAAGAAGAAGAUGACAGAUGAAGAGAUACUAGAAAAAUUGAGGAGUAUCGUUUCAGUAGGUGAUCCGAAUAGGAAAUAUACGAAAAUGGAAAAAAUUGGACAAGGGGCAUCUGGUACUGUUUAUACUGCAAUAGAAACUUCGACUGGAAUGGAGGUGGCUAUAAAGCAGAUGAAUUUAUCUCAGCAGCCGAAAAAAGAACUGAUCAUUAACGAAAUUCUAGUCAUGAGAGAGAACAAACACAUGAAUGUCGUCAACUAUUUAGACAGUUACCUCGUUUCGGAGGAAUUGUGGGUCGUAAUGGAAUAUCUUCCUGGGGGUUCCUUAACGGAUGUAGUGACCGAAACAUGUAUGGAUGAGGGUCAGAUCGCGGCCGUUUGCAGGGAGGUGCUACAGGCCCUCGACUUCUUGCAUAGCAAUCAAGUGAUACACAGAGACAUUAAGUCAGACAAUAUUUUACUUGGUCUCGACGGCUCCGUUAAAUUAACCGAUUUUGGUUUUUGUGCACAAAUAAGUCCUGAACAAUCCAAGAGAACUACGAUGGUAGGGACACCAUAUUGGAUGGCUCCUGAGGUUGUAACAAGGAAACAGUACGGUCCAAAAGUGGACGUAUGGUCAUUAGGAAUAAUGGCAAUUGAAAUGAUAGAAGGCGAGCCGCCAUACUUGAAUGAAAAUCCCCUCAGGGCUCUGUAUUUGAUCGCCACUAACGGUAAACCGGAAAUAAAAGACAAGGAAAAACUUUCUCCAGCGUUUCAAGAUUUUCUCGAUCAAUGUCUGGCGGUUGAGGUCGACAAAAGGUCAUCAGCGAGGGACUUAUUAAAGCAUCAAUUUUUAAAAAUGGCACGACCUCUGGCGAGUUUGACGCCUUUAAUUUUGGCGGCCAAAGACGCGGCAAAAGGUCACUAGCGAUAGGAAAGGGCCGCUAGGCCUUCCCGUUUCAUGUGCGAAAGACUCGACGCAAAGGAAUAAAAAAACUACAUAAAAUUAAGUAACAAAUGCAUUUAAAUUUCUUGAUAGAAAAAAAGUCGAACAAACUGUUGUUAAGAUAAUGAUUAUAUUUGCAAGGAACGACGUGUGCCUAACUUAACAAUAACCCGUGAGACAUUUUAUCGAAGUGCAAACAAACAUGCUCGCAUUGCUGUCGAAUUGGUUUUUUCUUCGUCUUGUUUAACUGGGAAGUAAAAUUAUUAUUUUGGUAGAAAUGGAGUUAAAGAUGUGGUAGUAAAAUAUUCAGCUUAGAUUAGAGUAACGAAAAGCGAGAGCCGAAACUUUUACUUAUGUUAAUGUUUUUUAAUUUUUUAAAAUACAACAAUUACAACACAUACUUUUAAAUUACAUAAAUUAUUGUAACGUUUGCUAUAAAUAACUAUACAAUACUUAAUAAUAACAUGGUGAUAUUAGAAAAUAUAGUAAGUUAUAUACUUGGUAGUGUGAUAAGGGUUUCUGUAGCAUUUAUUAUUGCAACAUAUUCUUUUUGCAGUUUUAACAUUUCUAACUUAAUCUGGCAAUGUGGCCUUUACAAGUAAUAAAAUUAACAAAGAGCUACAUUAGAGGAACGAAUCGUAUUAUUUAUGUUUUUUCUUUUAUUUGUGCUAACUGAUGCAUCAAACAAAGCUAACACAAAUAAGAAAUAGAGAAUUAAUGUCAUGAAUAUUUUCAUUAAAAAAAAGGGUACAAUUUCAGAAAAAAAAUCUUAUUUUUUGUAUUAAAAUAAUAAAUUUUAUUUCCCAGUACGUUCUUUGUAAAGAAAACUGUAAAUAAUAUAUUCAGAAGAGGAUUAUAUAGACUUGUUUUGUGUGCUUCUUUGUUUGAGAGAUUGUAUUGUACAAUUUUAUAUCAAAACAGCUUCCUUUUAAUUUUUAUUUCAGACAUUAUCUUCGUCAACAAAUUAAUUGUUUUAACACAGAAAAAUAAUUAUGAAAAAUGGUACAUAGAGCUUUUGUUGAUAUUGCAUAAUUAAGGUGAUUUUUGACUUUUUGUAAUGUGGGGCAAUUUUAUACAUAUAUAAAAAAAUCUCAAAUAUCUAUCAUCUAUGCUUUUAUAAGUUUAAAAAAUGACCGAUUUUUUGUUUUUAAAUAAAAUUAAUUUGUUGACCGUGGUUUUUUAAUGAAAAUUAUUACAAAGUAAAAGGAUUCAUUUUUAUCGUUUUAUUGGGUUUUUAUUCGCAUAGGUAGUGCCCAACCAAACAGUAUUAAUAUGGUGGAUAAAUAAAAAAUAUAUUCAACUCGUUUAAUAAACUACAUAAAAUGUGUUAAAAGGCGAUCGUCAGUUGAAAGUUAUUGAACAAUUAAACAUCGUUUUUGCCUGGGUCUUACCCGACACUAGUGAUCAAUGUUCCUUUUUAUAGUCAAAAACAGUGAAAUUAUUUUAGAUUGUUUUAUAAUCGUAAAUGUAUGUAGAUGCAAAAGUAAAUUUUUAUAAUGAAAAAGAAAGGAACAAUUGAUUACCUUGUCAUGAUAUUGCUGCGAUUAAAUUAUUGAAUGAAAGGCUUUGCAUUAUCAUGGUGGUUUAACUUUUUACUGUUUUAUAGAAACAAAAAUUACGUAAAAAGUAUUUCUCGGUAUUAAUAUUAAAUUCUUUAGUAGAAAAUCUGGGAUAUAAA